UGCUAUUUUGUUUUAUAUGUAGCUAUUUUAUAGCUAAGGCUGCAGAAUUGCCGGUUUGGUGCGCCGAAUAGCAUUUAGUUUUGUUUACUUUCGGAAAAAACUGUUUAAGAACUUUAAAAAUAAAAAAAAUGGCUGGCGAGGUUGUUGUGGAUGCCUUGCCCUACAUAGAUCACGGCUAUGACGAUGUGGGCGUCAGAGAAUCGGCCCUUGCCAUGGUUGAAGAGGAAUGCCGACGCUAUCGUCCUACCAAGAACUACCUGGAUCACUUGCCGCUGCCCACCAGUUCGCCGUUUGAGACUCCACUAAUGGUCAAUGAGUUUGAGCGAAUUCAGAACCGUCUGCCCAUGGAGACGCUUUCAAUGAAGCGAUACGAACUACCUCCGCCACCGUCCGGCAAGUUAUCCGAGGUCUCCGCCUGGCAGGAGUCAAUCGAGAACUCCAUGGCCCAGCUAGAACACCAGUGGGUGCGGUCUCUUAAUCUGGAACUGAUGCUCGACUACGGCACAGAGGCGUGGAAGUCAUACCUUGAGGUCUUCACUGCCAUGCAGGCAAAGGCGCAGCUGCAACUGCAGCAGUUGAAAAAGGACAUCCAAGACGUAAACUGGCAGCGAAAACAGGCGCAGACGCAGGCGGGCGAGAGAUUGCGUUCCCUGGAGGCACACUGGGUAUUGCUGGUCUCAAAGAACUAUGAGAUCGAGACGGAGUGCGUCGAAUUGGAGAAGCUUGUCUAUGCCGCCCGCCAAAAGUUGCAGGACAUCGCUCCACCGCCCAGUGCCAAUGACACGGCUCCCACGCCCGAGCACACUAAUGGAUUUGACCAGGAUGACCAGGCCGAUAGCAAUGGCAGUAGUUCUGGUAAUACUGACAGCAAUGUAGACCAAAAGAAUGAAGAUACGGUAGUUGCCGCUGAGCAAAAUGAGGAGGAUGAUAAACCUGAGGUCCGCGAUGAAUCCUCAAAUGAGUCAACGUAAUUUUUUUUCUAACGAGUCUAUGUUAAAUGGGAAUUCAAAAAUGUAACUAAUUAUAUUUGAUUAAAUAUCGCAUGAUCUGCUUGAUAUUGA
Drosophila eugracilis is the source of this 1061-nucleotide messenger RNA. RefSeq names its product pre-mRNA-splicing factor SPF27 (gene BCAS2). Gene Ontology annotation, cellular component: catalytic step 2 spliceosome; precatalytic spliceosome; Prp19 complex. Bases 129 to 971 code for a protein of 280 amino acids. Gene Ontology annotation, biological process: mRNA processing. The record is from RefSeq and is a predicted model, not a curated record. The transcript has 2 exons. Lineage: Eukaryota; Metazoa; Arthropoda; Insecta; Diptera; Drosophilidae.